Notechis scutatus (mainland tiger snake) is the source of this 1216-nucleotide messenger RNA. RefSeq names its product deoxyribonuclease-1-like. NCBI's taxonomy places the organism in Eukaryota, Metazoa, Chordata, Lepidosauria, Squamata, Elapidae. Gene Ontology annotation, biological process: DNA catabolic process. Gene Ontology annotation, molecular function: deoxyribonuclease I activity; DNA binding. Gene Ontology annotation, cellular component: nucleus. The record is from RefSeq and is a predicted model, not a curated record.
GUUGGCGUUGCAAGCAACGGCCUGGGUGCCCUGCCCGUCCGCCUUGCACCAUAUCACUGCUGACGUGGUCAAGAAGGAACAUGCCCAAUGCCAACACCUGCUCAGAUAAGAAACAGAAUAAUCAGCUGCCAAGGCCAGGGGUCCAGCCUAUUUAAGGGAGCUGGGAAAUCUGCUACCCCACUAGCGGGACUGGAGCAGUGCAGGACGAGGCCAUGAAGACCCUCCUGCUGGCGCUCCUUGGGGCGGCUUCCCUCUCGCAGCUCACCCUCUCCCUGAGAAUUGGCGCUUUCAACAUCAGGGCUUUGGGGGAUAGAAAGGUCUCCAACCAGACCAUCUCCAGCUUCAUUGCCAGAAUACUGACUGCCUACGACCUUGUCCUGAUCCAGGAAGUCCGAGACGCUGACCUGAGUGCCGUCAAGAAGCUCAUGCAACUGGUCAAUGGGGCCUCGCCAGAUCCCUUUGACUACCUGAUCAGCAAUCCCCUGGGGCGCAACAGCUAUAAGGAGCAGUACCUCUUCAUUUACAGGCAGGGCAGGGUCUCCCCAGUGAAGAGCUACUAUUACCAAGACGGCUGUGAGCCCUGUGGCAACGACACCUUCAGCAGGGAGCCCUUCAUUGUCAAAUUUGCUGUCCCUCAAUCAGUGGUGAAAGAACUGGUCCUGGUGCCCCUGCACGCAGCUCCUGAAGCCGCAGUGACCGAGAUUGACUCUCUCUACGACGUCUACCAGGAUGUGAAAGACAGGUGGGGGACCACGGAUGCCCUCCUCCUGGGAGACUUCAAUGCCGCCUGCAAGUACGUCCGGGCGGAGGACUGGCCCUCCAUCCGCCUGCGCUCCAGCAAGGACUUCCAGUGGCUCAUCCCAGACACGGCAGACACCACGGUGACCAACACCAUCUGUGCCUACGACAGGAUUGUGGCCGUGGGUUCAAAGCUGAGAGAGAGCAUCCUGCCUGCAACAGCCAAAGUGGACAACUUCCAGAAGACCCUGAAGUUGAGCUCCAAGGAUGCCUUGGCUGUAAGUGAUCAUUUUCCGGUGGAGGUGACCCUGAAAUCCACCUGAGCCCUCCAGGCCCAGACAGCCAGUUCAAAGAAGCCGCUCUGAUUCCCUUGGAGCCCAGCACGGCUCCCUCGCCAAGCCCAGGACACGGGCAAUACCUCAGCAGGCUCUCUUUCUGACACAACGGAAGCUUAAAUAAUAAAAAGAUUAGCUGCAUU